AUGCCUCACCGUACGGGCUACUCAUACAUGUUGGCGUGCACUCGGAUUACUGUCUUAGACGCAAGGAGAAAGUCUGCUCACAUCGUUGCAUGCGAAGGGCGUGCUUACUGUUAUCAUACAAAGCGCGGGGAUAGCUAUUUUGUCAGUGCAGGCACUUGCAAGCUACUCCCAGCCUCAACAUCCGAUCUUAUGAGCUCAUGGGCGGGCAUUGCCAUGGUACUUGAGGCUGGUCAUAUCAGGGAUGCAAUGCGAUGCAACCAGUCGUGCCCCUUGAGUGGCCACCUGCAUAUCAUUGGCGAAAAGACCAGUCAUCCUGGCUCUGUUACACUCUCUUUUUAUGAGUCAUGUACCCACACCAUAACUAUCCCAUCCGAAGCUCUGAAUACAUGGCCUGGACAGGUCAUACGCUGGGAGAACGAAAGACAAUCUUUGGAGGGGAAGUGCACAUGUGAUUGGAAGGCGUUGAUAUUUAAAAUGCAAUCUCAAGGAAUAAGCAUUGGUGGUCUGUGUCUGCAUGGCGCUUGCCCUGUCGCCAGCCAGGCAACCUGUCUCUUGUAUCAGACAUUGGAAGCCAUGUUCAUCGUCUCUCCUUUCUUCAGUAUGUUUGUCAAAUUACCUAGUCGACCUGGGACAGCAAUAUUACCAGACCAUUCUCAUGGUGUAGAGAUGGAGGGAGAGAGGAAAGGGGUUAGAGUGGGUGAAGUUGAGAAUGAGAUAGAGAAGGUAGUGGAGGAGGAGGAGGAGGAGGAGGAGAAGGAGGAGAAGGAGGAGAUGGAGGAGAAGGAGGAGAUGGAGGAGGAGAUGGACAGUACCAGCGGCUACCACUCUGAAUUGGAGGAUGACUUAUUUUCCCUCACAGAAAGUAUCACCGAUUAUCCGAUGUAUACACUCGCCUUCGAUUAUCAGUUGUUUCUUGCUCCCAUUAGCGACAAGCCUCAGUACAUUCUUGAUAUGGGAACAGGAACAGGUAUCUGGGCGAUAGAAUGUGCCGAUGCGGUGGUUCGAGGAAAUGAUUUAAGCCCAAUCCAACCUAUCUUUGUUCCACCAAAUUGCAUUUUUGAGAUUGACGACUUUGAGAAAUGGGAAUUGCCAUAUGAAUUUGAUUUCAUCCAUGAGCAUGAGUUGGAUGGUUCAAUCUACAACUGUGAAAGACUGUGCAAAGGAGCUUUUGAGCAUUUAAAACCUGAUGGAUACUUUGAACUUCAAUCACUUGAACACAGCUUCCUCUCAGAUGAUGAGAUGUAUAAAACAGCUGUACAUGCACUUGAAUGGCAACAGUAUAUCAUAAAGAGCUGGAAUAAGCUGCAAAAGCCUUUCUGCAGAGCAAUUAUCUGCACACAGAGAAUGGGAAAAGCUGGUUUUAUCAAUAUCAAAAUCCAAAGAUUCAAGAUUCCAAUAGGACCAUGGUCAGAAGGCAUGGCCAAGCAGCUCAGCCAAGAGGCAAGGCGAAAGUGGUGGAGUGGAGCCUGUGGCAAGCUCUCUGACUGGUACCGGGGCUGGAGUUUCAGCAGGCCGACUGUGGAAUACCAAGUGAAGGCCCCUCCGGAGCUCACCAUGCCACGGCAUGCCCUUCACCGCUCCUCUCAUGGGGACUUCUCCUGGUACCACAGGCGUUUCCAGCAUGCAGAUGCGAGGCUCACCUGUGUCUGUGGACACAACAAGAGCCCAGAACAUUUGGUGCUCUGUCGACACUCACAGAGGCACUUUCUUCACUGGCCCAAGAGGCCAGCAGCACGGCCACACAACCGGGCGACAGCUGUUGCCUAUCUAGGGUCUCUGACCCCUACAGACUUUGUAGAACUGCUGGACUGCACGCAGUUCUACACACGGUACUGCACAAGCAGUUCCACGAGGCCGGCCUGCUGA
Messenger RNA from Histoplasma mississippiense, 1866 nucleotides. RefSeq lists its product with no specific name. The record is from RefSeq and is a predicted model, not a curated record. NCBI's taxonomy places the organism in Eukaryota, Fungi, Ascomycota, Eurotiomycetes, Onygenales, Ajellomycetaceae. The transcript has 10 exons. Gene Ontology annotation, molecular function: methyltransferase activity. The coding region runs from base 1 to 1866 and encodes 621 amino acids.